GACAAUUAAAGUGGAAGUGUAUGACUGGGAUAGAGACGGAAGCCAUGAUUUCAUCGGAGAAUUCACAACAAGUUACAGAGAGUUGUCGAGAGGGCAAUCUCAGUUCAACGUGUAUGAGGUAAUAAAUCCAAAGAAAAAAGGAAAAAAGAAAAAGUAUGUUAAUUCUGGAACAGUAACAUUGCUUUCCUUCCUAAUUGAAACAGAAGUUUCAUUCCUUGACUAUAUUAAAGGCGGAACCCAAAUCAAUUUCACAGUAGCUAUUGAUUUCACAGCCUCAAAUGGUAACCCUUCACAGCCUACAUCACUGCACUACAUGAAUCCCUAUCAGCUGAAUGCUUAUGGCAUGGCACUGAAAGCAGUAGGUGAAAUUAUUCAGGACUAUGACAGUGAUAAAAUGUUCCCAGCUCUAGGUUUUGGAGCUAGACUGCCUCCAGAUGGAAGAGUAUCACAUGAAUUUGCACUGAAUGGAAACCCUCAAAAUCCAUACUGCCACGGAAUUGAUGGUGUAAUGGAAGCAUAUUACAGGAGUCUAAAAUCUGUACAGCUUUAUGGACCAACCAACUUUGCCCCUGUAAUUAAUCAUGUAGCCAGAUAUGCUGCUUCAGUAAAAGAUGGCUCCCAGUAUUUUGUUCUUCUCAUUGUUACGGACGGAGUUAUUUCCGAUAUGGCUCAGACAAAGGAAUCCAUAGUGAAUGCUUCAAAGCUUCCAAUGUCAAUAAUUAUAGUGGGGGUUGGACCAGCAGAGUUUGAUGCUAUGGAAGAACUGGAUGGUGACGUAGUAAGGAUUUCUUCAAGAGGAAAGUUUGCAGAAAGAGACAUUGUCCAG
Messenger RNA from Eurypyga helias (sunbittern), 826 nucleotides. RefSeq names its product copine-8. The record is from RefSeq and is a predicted model, not a curated record. The annotation marks the transcript as partial. Gene Ontology annotation, cellular component: plasma membrane. Gene Ontology annotation, biological process: cellular response to calcium ion. The transcript is spliced from 10 exons. Lineage: Eukaryota; Metazoa; Chordata; Aves; Eurypygiformes; Eurypygidae. Gene Ontology annotation, molecular function: calcium-dependent phospholipid binding.